AUGAACACAUGCAAUAAAAUUAUAUCUAUCAGCACUGAACUGGAUGAAGCAUUUGCUGAUUUUAAGAAAGCACUGAUGACACAAGCUUCAGAAUUUCAAGAGAAAGAUUCAAAUUGGGUAUUACAGGAAAUAAUGUUUUUAAAUGUUAACAUUAACAAAUUUGGUAGUAUUUCUGCAUCAACGUAUAUUCGUCUCCCAAUACCUUUAGCAAGAAAACACGCUAUUUUAAAUAUAGAAAACAAAGAUAAUAAGUGUUUUUCGUGGAGUGUUAUUGCAGCUGUUUUUCCUGCCGCUGGUAACCCAACCAAACCAGAAUCGUAUCCACCAUACGAUACUUUGUUGAAUUUUGAAGGUAUUGAUUUUCCGAUGAAACUAAAAGACAUUAAAAAGUUUGAGACUCUUAAUAAUAUUUCAGUAAAUGUUUAUAUGGGCUAG
Diabrotica balteata is the source of this 435-nucleotide messenger RNA. NCBI's taxonomy places the organism in Eukaryota, Metazoa, Arthropoda, Insecta, Coleoptera, Chrysomelidae. The record is from the annotation of a GenBank genome assembly.